Molecule: messenger RNA, 700 nt
Organism: Leptomonas pyrrhocoris
Lineage: Eukaryota; Euglenozoa; Kinetoplastea; Trypanosomatida; Trypanosomatidae
Exons: 1
Coding region: 86-700 (204 amino acids)
Source: RefSeq, a predicted model, not a curated record
GACGCGCAUCACCGCGAGAGCACGUUGUAUUUGAAAAUCCUCCCUCCAUAUCCUUUGCGCUUCUUCUGUCGUUCUCUAUCCAAUCAUGUCCGAUAGAAUUCAGGUCAGCUGCGAGAAGCAAGGGCGGGAUGACACCGGCAGCUGGUCCACGCGCAUCCUCACCCUCGACAAGCCCACCGGCACGGUCACCAUCAGUCGCCACCACCACCCGAACAACGUCCUCUACCACUCCGUGCGGGUGUCGGCGGUGGAGCAGUGGCCGCACUUUCCUCAAAGCACCAUCGGGGAGGACUUCAACUCCCUUCAAGCAAAACGGACCUUGUACCUGCUCGGUGUGGAGGUACCCGUUCCGCGCUUUUCGCUGAUAUACGAGGUGGAGGAGAAGGCGUCGCAGCCUCUCAGCCCUGCGCCACGCGCCGGCGACGGGGCCUCCGACGCCUCCUCCGCCGCCGCCCCCGCCGCCCCCGCCAUGCCGUACGCGUUUACGGCUGGCAACCCACACAAGAAGAGUCGACCGGUGGAGACCGGCGGGUACGACUCGUGGGUGGUGCGGUUCACCACACAGGGCUCCUAUGACGCGGUGGUGGCCAUGCUGCACCGCAUGCUACAGGUGCGCUUCAACGAGGGACGCAGUGGGGAGGAGUUCGGUGUGACAGGGCUGCUGGCGGGGCCCGCUGUAGUGUCAGUGGGUCUCCUCUGA